UAUUGUAAUACCGAAAAGGUGUUUUCAUUAUCCAGCUGUACUAAGCAGAGUACGAAUAACGAGCUGACCGUGUACAAAUAUGACACGAUAUUGUACAGUUGGUUAUUUUGUACCGUAAAAACCGGUCGGCUGUGCUUGCUACUCUCUCUAAUUGCUCCGCUUUUCCAGCCUUAUAAGAGAUGCGCAUGAAAUAGAGCACUUGAAAAAUAAAUGACGUAUUAGACAUUUGAGUGUGAAGUAUUGCUGAGUAUUAUCAGCCGUUGUUUGUAUUUCAACAAAAAUCCGUAAAAAUACUUAGCGAUGCUACACACCAAAACAUCAAAUAAAAUAUACUUCAUCAGUUAACUAUAAAAAAAAAAUGCGUUUCUAAAUUAACGUUAGAUCGAGUGACUUGUUAAAAUUUGAUCGGUUCUUUCCUUUACAGGGCGCUUUUUUAGACACUGGAAUUGAGGACGACCGUGCACAUUAAACGCGCUUAAAUCUCACUUGCAUGACUCAAACGCUUUCUAUGCCUCGAAAACUUGGACUUUAGCUAUAGCUCCAUUUUUUGGAGCAUAUUGUGUGUGUCCUGGUCUUCUAAGCCAAUGGGAACAUGUGUUCCUCAAGACAAUCACAAACAGACAGAAAAAAAUAAAAGCAAACACUAAGCGUGAAACAACUCAGGUUGAGGGAAAAACCGCUGUGGAUUAUAGACUGGGUAUUUUUAUGAGGGGGACAGAAAAACCGAAACUCCAACCUCAGAAAAAAACUAAAGCCAAAACGUAUGAGGCCUGCUCCUGACACCGGCUCCUGUGAUAACACUAUGCCAGUUUCUAACAGGAAGACUUUUACCCGUUCUUCCAUGCAGGGUUCAAAUUUUUUUAAACUAUGUGAAGCCGGACGACCGCUGUGAAAUUAUUCAGGAAUUGUAAAAGUCGGUGACUGCACCUGUUUGCGGAGAAUACGCGUUAAUUAAAUCACGCUGAGAAGUUUUGGAAAAAAUAAUCUGAGAGGAAACGUAGCUCUUCGUACAACUGGUUUAACAUCAUCGACGACAGCUAAAUGUUAAGAGGGUCUCACGAAAAGAAAUUGAUGGCAAAUAUGCUUGCAUCGUUAUGCGUCGUGCUUUUAUCCAUCAAAGAACUGUCAUGUAUCAGAUGUUUUACAUGCGAUGAAGGCGGUGACUGUCGAAAACAAAUGGGAGAAGAGAAAUGCCCUGUGGAACCACUACUGAAGGACAGGUGCAUUGAGAUAAUGAAUAAUGAGAAUGGACAGGUCGCCAAAGGAUGCGCCAACAUCAGAAUGUGUCAGAAAGCAGAGAAAAAUUGCAAAGAGGCCAAAGAAAGAAGGACUGGGGAUUGUGACGUCACUUGUUGUACAGCUGACCUGUGUAAUGCCGGCUCAAAAGGGUCCUCAUCUCAUUGGCUUCACGCGCUCUGCUUUCUCUUCUGUGUGUUGUUCUUAAACCUCCUCAAAACUGAUAUGAUAAGCAACGAAUAGAAAAUCAACGAUCAGAAUAACUUAUAAACAAG
Molecule: messenger RNA, 1511 nt
Organism: Pocillopora damicornis (cauliflower coral)
Lineage: Eukaryota; Metazoa; Cnidaria; Anthozoa; Scleractinia; Pocilloporidae
Source: RefSeq, a predicted model, not a curated record